GAGUAACUAGAGCUCACACUCACCCAGCGGCAGCCCAGAAACUUUUCAGAGCCAAAGAGGAGAUUACAAAAUAACUAAGCAGCUCUCUUUCUGACUGCGAUACUAAGCAUUCCUAGCGAAACUAGGGAAAUGGGUUAUUAAUGUUGUCCCUUUUAUUUCUGCUCAGAGAUUUACUCCCUUCUUGUGUGUUUUUGUAUUUAUGCGGAGUUUACAACACCUUGCCUGAUUUACCACAAUGCAUCUCACGACAGAAGAAACAAUAGAGCUUGGACUCCAUGACCAGGGGACAGACAAUCCUGCAUUUGGGGACAAAGAUGAUGAACAGCCACAGCUGACAGCUGAUCCUGGGGAGUCUCACACAGAGGAAACCCUAGAAGGGACAACAGGGAAAAAAAUAGAUUUAGUUUACUCUCUUAAUGACAGGCCUCCAUGGUACCUCUGCAUUUUGCUUGGCUUCCAGCAUUACAUUCUUGCUUUCGGUGGCAUCAUUGCAGUUCCACUGAUCUUAGCUGAACCGCUCUGUAUAAAGGACAACAACAUCGCUAAAAGUCAGCUGAUCUCCACCAUAUUCUUUGUGUCAGGAUUGUGUACGCUGCUGCAGACGACUGUUGGAAACAGGUUACCAAUCCUCCAGGGUGGCACAUUCAGUUUCAUCACUCCAACCCUGGCAAUUCUUGCAUUACCCAAGUGGCAGUGUCCUGUGCCAAAUGCACCUGUGAAACUAUUGGUGCAGUUUCAUAAUGGCACCAGUCCACUACAAAUGGAAAAUUCAGAUGAGGUCUGGAUGACAAGAAUGCGUGAGAUCCAGGGAGCCAUUCUGGUAUCCUCUCUCCUUCAGCUCACUCUAGGCUUAUCUGGGCUGGUGGGCCUUGUGCUAAGAUAUAUUGGUCCUCUGGCUAUCGCUCCCACCAUCAAUCUCAUUGGUCUGUCACUGUUUACUGAGGCUGGAAAGAAGUCUGGAGGCCACUGGGGAAUAGCUGCUCUCACAGUGGGUCUGAUUCUACUGUUCUCCCAAUAUCUCAGCAACGUUGAUGUUCCAAUGGUUGCUUACAAGAAUAAAAAAUGGAUGGUGUUCCAGUACCCACUCUUCAAGCUGUUCUCUGUUUUGUUUGGCAUGUGUGGUGGCUGGCUUAUCUGCUUCUUGCUGACCAUUUUUGAUGUCCUGCCUUCAAAGUCUGAUACGUAUGGCUUCUCAGCCAGAACCGACAUAAACCUGGAUGCUGUUACAAACUCUCCAUGGUUCCAUGUGCCUUACCCUGGCCAAUGGGGUGUGCCCACAGUGAGUUUGUCAUCAGUGCUGGGUAUGAUGGCCGGGGUCUUGGCAUCUACCAUGGAAUCUAUUGGUGACUACUAUGCUUGUGCUCGCUUGUCUGGUGCCCCUCCACCACCCAUACACGCUGUCAACCGAGGCAUCGCCGUAGAGGGUAUUGGCUGCAUACUUGCUGCUCUGUGGGGAACUGGAAAUGGCACCACUUCCUACAGCCAAAACAUUGCUGCACUGGGUAUUACCAAGGUUGGCAGCAGGCUGGUCCUCCAGACUACUGGAAUUCUGAUGAUCAUCCUGGGAAUCUUUGGAAAGUUUGGAGCAAUUUUUAUCACUAUCCCAGAUCCAGUCAUUGGAGGCAUGUUCCUCAUUAUGUUUGGAAUGAUUGCAGCAGUGGGGAUAUCCAACCUCCAGUAUGUGGAUCUUAACUCUUCACGUAACCUUGUCAUCCUGGGCUUCUCAACCUUCAGCGGUCUGGUUCUACCCACCUGGUUUCAGUCCAAUCCUGGCAUCAUUGACACUGGAAUAAAAGAGCUGGACCAAUUGAUUGUAGUGCUUUUUACCACACAUAUGUUCAUCGGUGGAUUUUUUGGAUUCAUACUGGAUAACACCAUUCCAGGUACUGACAAAGAGAGAGGUAUCAAGAACUGGCAGGACAAAGUGCAAGAUGGAAGCGAAAACAUGCAUGACCAGUCAUGCUAUGAUAUACCUUUCUGCAACAGGGUUUUGAAAAGGUUUAGAUGUUUCCAGUGCCUCCCCUUCCUCCCUUCUUACAAGACCACCCAGUAGGAGGCAGCCAUGUAAUGAUGUGAUAACUCAGUGUGCAACAUUAAUGUUGGCCUGUUAGCCCCAUUAGAACAAAGAAGUCUUAAUUGGAUGGAAUAUUCCCAAUGACAAAAUAAGUUUACAUGACACUUGCCUUAUUUCUUCACUGCUAUUACUGUUCAUUUUAAACCUCACUGCUGACAGUGUUUUCAGUGUCACCUUUCUGCUGCAGUUUCAGUUUCCCACUUUUGUUGAUCUGGUUAAUUAUUUCUUAACAUUUUAAUCUUUGAAACAAAUACAAGUGUUUCACACUACAGAAUUUUACAUUCACAUUACAGUGUACAUGGCAUCGAUAGGCAUCCAGAGGUCAAGCUGCUGCGGCUUUAAACUUCCAUCGUGCUUCUGAAACUAUCUUUUAGACUGAACACCCAGUGAAGACAGAAAGGCGCUGAUUCUUUAACAUUAUUAAAAUAAAAUCUAGUUUAAUCUCACUUACCAAAAACAAACACUGAAACAAUAUUUUUACUAAUUAAGAUAGAUAAGAUAGAUAACUCUUUACUGUCAUUGCAGUCAUACAUAGUACAAUAGUACUGGUUACUAGUUUGUUUUUAUAUUAUAUUUUAUAUUAUGUUUAAUUAAUUAAUGAUAUGGAUGGUUUCUGUAAAGUUGCAAUUUAUAUUGCAACUUUGUAAAUGAUUAAUACUAGGUAGUGCAUUUAUAAAGAUUAGGAUGUUUUUUUUUUAAUAUCGUUGAUGUUUGUGUCCUGCUUCAUUUUCAUUGUUUCAUUUGUUUGAACUUGUUGUCACAGGUUGUAUUAAAAUGUGACGAGUUGAGAUUGAAGUUGUUGCUUAUUAAUGUUUUUUAUAUUAGUGAUUAUUUUAUAGCUUUUUAAGAGUAAACAGCUAAUUACAAUGAUCAUGAAGGAACAGGACCCACAAGCAGGACACACAAAAAUCCAGAUCUUUAAUCCAAAAAGCUGUACACAGGAAGGCAGAGGAGGCAAACAAAUCCAAAUAUGGCAAAAGUAAAGUCCAAAAAACAAUCCAGAAGUUCAGACACACAACAAACAAGGAGCAACAAGGGAAAAACUGUGGGCAUACAAACUACACAGUAGAAAUACUAAAAUAUCUGCAAAUAUGACCAAACUUUAGUUAUGUAGCAGAUUUCAUCUUACUCAAAUUCAAUCUGCUUACUACAGAGAGUAAAAAGAAACACAAAUCUAUAAAGGUUUAUAAUGACAGGUGAAAAAUAAAUCUUAUAAUAGUUAAAACAGCUAACAUACACAUGCACACACACUCACAGACACUCAGCUUUUGACUUAUUGCGUCGUUUUUUGAAUGCAGGCACAGUUGUAACUUACCUCAGGUCAGCAGGCAACUUGUUACAAAUAUAGGAGCACAGUAACUGAAACCACCCUCACCACACGUAGCUCUAAUUCGGGGGACACCUGAUGUUGUUUAACUGGGUUGCAGACAGUGAGCAGUGAGGCAGCGAACGUUUAGUUCAUAAAGUUUAAAAUUAACUUUUUGAACUGGGAGCCAAUGAAGUACUUCAGUACUUCUGGUAACAUGUUUAAAUUUCCAUGUACGUGUAACGACUCUGGCAGCAGACCUUAUUAUCAAAACUGUGAUCACUGUUCAAAAUGACGCCAAGGUUUCUGACUUGUUUACUGUGUUUCAGAGGCAGGGAAGAUAAAUGUGAACUAACUGACUUGUUCAACCAACUACAAGUAAUUCUGUUCUAAAAAAAUUCUAUAAAGUUUCUAGACAUCCAGAGUUAAUUUCAUCAGUGUAGCUUAUUAGUUUGUUAAAAAAAAAAAAAA
Molecule: messenger RNA, 3851 nt
Organism: Oreochromis niloticus (Nile tilapia)
Lineage: Eukaryota; Metazoa; Chordata; Actinopteri; Cichliformes; Cichlidae
Product: solute carrier family 23 member 2
Exons: 12
Coding region: 236-2053 (605 amino acids)
Biological process (GO): transmembrane transport
Cellular component (GO): membrane
Molecular function (GO): transmembrane transporter activity
Source: RefSeq, a predicted model, not a curated record